AAUCUCCUUCUUCAAGAUGGCGUCCAUGAGGGAGAGCGACACAGGUUUGUGGCUUCACAACAAGCUCGGGUCGGCGGAUGAGCUCUGGGCGCCUCCCAGCAUCGCCUCGCUGCUCACUAAGGACGUCGUGGACAACAUCCGAGUGUGUUUUCACGGCCUCUCGUCGGCGGUGAAGCUUAAACUGCUGCUGGGGAUCCUGCACCUUCCCAAACGGACGGUGGACGAGAUGAAAAAUUCAUUGACUGAAAUUGUGCAUCUUGCUGCAAUGGAUUCUGACUCCUGGGUUCAGAUGGUGGCAGACAUUCUAAAAACCUUUCCUGACACUGGCUCCCUUAACCUUGAACUGGAGGAACACAAUCAGAAUCUACAAGAAAUUCUUGGUGAACUCAGAGAAAAAGUUAACGAAUGUGAAGCCUCUGCUAUGUUGCCUUUGGAGUGCCAGUACUUGAAUAAAAAUGCCCUGACAACCCUCGUGGGACCCCUCACACCACCAGUGAAGCAUUUUCAACUUAAACGAAAACCCAAAAGUGCCACGCUCAGAGCAGAACUGUUACAAAAAUCAACAGAAACUGCACAGCAGCUCAAAAAGACCUCUGGAGUGCCUUUUCUUGCCAAAGGGAGAGGUUUGGUUAAGAAACUCGAUACCACUACUCCCCUCAAAGGGAUCCCAAAGCAAGCUCCAUUCCGGAGCCCCACUACUCCCAGUGUCUUCAGUCCAUCAACAAACAGAACACCAAUGGCUGUUCGGACGCCUGUGCGUAAAGAGAGGGGUGUGAAGUUGCUCGACAUAUCAGAGCUUGAUAUGGUAGGUGCAGGUCGGGAAGCUAAAAGGAGAAGGAAGACACUAGAUACAGAAGUUGCAGAAAAACCAGCCAAAGAAGAAAUGGUUGUUGACAGUGUCACACCAGAUUAUGCCGUGGGUCUGGUCUCCACACAGAAACUUGGUGCUUUGAGUAAUGAUAAUGCACUACCAUCUACUAGUUACCUACCUGCUACACCAAGUAUGGUGCCAUCAUCUUCAUACAUUUCCAGCUCUGAAACUCCACAAGCUAACACAGUCGGAUCAGUCCGGGAGGCUCUCCAGGCAAAUAGACUAUCGGAAGAGUCAACAGCUCCUACCUCUGGUCUACCAGGCCAGUUUAAACAAAGAACCCCGAUUUAUAACAGCAGCUCAGCAACAUCUACCUCAACCACCACUGCCCCGAGUACCGUGCCUGUCACAGUGACAGCACAAACGACACCUGUACAGCAGCAGUCGCAGCCUCAGCAGCAGACGCAACAACAGCAGCAGACGCAGCAGCAGACACAGCAAUUGCAGCCGCAACCUCGUAAGAGCCUUUCGCUCACAAGAGACCAAAUGUAUGCAGCCCAAGAAAUGUUCAAGACUGCAAACAAAGUCACGCGCCCAGAAAAAGCCCUUAUACUUGGGUUUAUGGCAGGUUCAAGAGAAAACCCAUGUCCAGAGCAGGGUGAUAUCAUUCAAAUCAAAUUGAGCGAACAUACAGAGGUUCUACCGAAGGCAGAUGGUACAGGCAGCACCACGAUGUUGGUGGACACAGUCUUUGAAAUGAACUAUGCCACAGGUCAAUGGACCAGACUGAAGAAGUACAAGCCUAUCACAAAUGUGUCCUGAGGAUUCUACAGGACCAAGAACAUGUGGACCAAAUCCAAUGUUGUUAUCCUGAUCACCACUGACCUGAGCUUUGAUGAUUGUAUAUUCAGAAGGUUCCAAAACACUUGCAGGAGACAUUCAUUGUGAUGUGGAAUUUAGGGCCACCUAAGAGUGGAAUGAGAGAAAUAGAGAAGUGCUUUCCUGCAUUUGGUGUUUUUAUUUCCUGUGGUAUAAAUGUCUUUUUUUUCCAAAAGGUCCAAACUUUCAACAACAGCAGCUCCAGCAUGAAAACUCCUUGAUUUAUGAAUAGCAUGUGGAACCUCGUGUUACAGCUGAAAGGAGAACCAUGUGGCCCCAACCUUGAGUUGUUAUAUCUUUAUCAUUUUCUGAAAUACCAUGGGACAAUUAUUUAGCAGCCUUGAUUUGGUUCACUUUUAGCAGAGGGGUUUGAACUGGAGAGCAUUGGAAAGCCAGGUUUCCUGGUAUCUGGUGCCUUUGCGAACUCUCAUCGUCAGUUUUGUAAAUUAUUUUGUUGUAAAAGCAGCAUGAUUUAACAAUUUUCUAUUUUUUGUACAGUUGUAAAGAUUCUAGGUUUCUUGCUCGUGUGCUGUCAUACAGUGUCAGAUGUAAAAUAAUUAGAUUUUUUAUGGAAACUUAAGUGCAGUCUAAAGAAUGCACAGCCAUAAUAGUUGGUUUUCCUGUGUUUAGGCAGCUGGUUGAACUGUCAGUGCUUAAGGGACGACUGUGCUUUUACUGAACAUGCAGUACUAAGCACAAUAAAAUUACAUUGUAACUGGUGCCUGGAUAUCAUAACUGGUUCUUCAUUUUGUUUUUAAAUAUUUGGUGAUGCAUAUAUUCAGAAUUACAUAGAGUUGCAUUCAUUUAUUGGUAUUACAUAUUGCCUGACAAUGAUCAAAUUUCUCUGCUUUAACUACUAACUGUUUGUUUUCAGAGUUUUUUUGGAAGGUAGGCAAAACAAUGCAGUCGCUGCCCAGCCUGGUGAGUAGGAAGGGGUGGUGGGGGUAGGAAAGUAGAAGAUGCAAGGCAGCCUCAACUGCCCAUGCAAUGUCAGUAGAGAGAGAAAACUUUUUAAUGCUGCUUCAAGUUGGUGAUCUUUUGAAUUUGAUUAAUCUGUUUAGGCAAAUUGGUCCAGUCCAGUCCAGGCAUGCUACAUUCUGUGUAUUUGACUGUUUUCCCCAUUUUUGGCUAUUAUUUAACUUAGCUACCUGAGCAAGAAGAUGGGAGCUUUUUGCUCCUUGGCCAAAUAGACAUUUUCCACUCUUGCAAGCAUAACCCAAUCAAAUCUGUCCACACAAACAUAUGCACUUUGCUGGUGAUCAGCAGUGUGUAUCCACCACACUGUUUUGCAUCUCUUCCUCCAUUUGCCUAGAUCCACUGAUACUCGCACUGCUAUUUGGGCUGAGAUCCAAGUGGAUUUUUAAGAUUUUAUCAUGACUUCUAAUUGCAAACAAAUUUUGACAUUGCCAAAGCAAUUACAAAAAAAAUGAAUUUACCCAUAUCAAACUGUAGAUGGGGUUCAUUCUUUGUUAAUUUGAUGCUGUUUGAAAACAUAGUUUCUUUCUUAAAAUGUUUAGGAAAAAGUGCUACUGCAUGAAGUAGGGAGGGAUAGGAACGCUAUUUGUAAUGAGAGGAGUUUUGUGUCCACUCCUUGGUUCCUAGAAAAUGGUAUUUCAUUCUUCACUGAAGAUAAAUAUGGAAAUAUCUUCAUGCCCUAGCUGUAAACUCAUUUAAAUACAAGAAGUGAAAGUUCAGGAUGUCUCAUUUGAACAAGUUCUUUGUCAGCUCAAAUGUUGUAGCAGUAUACAGUAUCUACUACUUGGUUUCAAGUAGAAUGUCAAGGCCUUCAAAUCUAUAAAUCUGUAGGUUAGAAUUUUUUUUAAACAAAAACUAGACCAGAGCAUCUGAAGGAGUGGAAAUUUGAAUAUCUUAAAAACUGAUCCAUAAUUUAUGAUGCAGUUUGCCAGCUGCUGUAUUCUUUCCAAAGUUGUCUUGUGCAGCAAAUUUUGCCAUAAUUAUUUGAGUAAUAAUUCAGGCUAUUGUGGCCAUCAUCACUUGUAACCAUACAGUACAUCUUGAAGGGAUUCAAAACUGAUCGUUAGUAUGUGGUUUAAUGUUACAUGGGACUUCCAAACAUACCACUUUUUAAAAAAAAACUGUAGAAAAUAAAUUGUGGGUUUUGAAAUUGGGGUGAUCUUAAGCUGGAUGAACUUUUUAAAUGUGCUUCAUGAAUGUAGUUUUAUACUUGAGAUUGUUCAAGUGGUAAUGUUGCUUUUUAGAUAAAAUUUCAAAUUCCUGAUGUCUGAUAAUUUGUUUACUGAAGGGAGGGAGAUGUACCUACUGGCCUGGAAUUGGUAAUAAAAAUCAACAUUUAUAAUAGAGGAAAAACAGUAUUCUUAAGCAUGCAGCUAAAUUUGAUUUGCAGGAAUUUGAAAUUAAUAUUUCAAUAUUAUCAUUUGCCUUUUAAUAGCUGUAUUA
Pristis pectinata (smalltooth sawfish) is the source of this 4108-nucleotide messenger RNA. RefSeq names its product negative elongation factor complex member A (gene nelfa). The coding region runs from base 17 to 1633 and encodes 538 amino acids. NCBI's taxonomy places the organism in Eukaryota, Metazoa, Chordata, Chondrichthyes, Rhinopristiformes, Pristidae. Gene Ontology annotation, biological process: negative regulation of transcription elongation by RNA polymerase II. Gene Ontology annotation, cellular component: NELF complex. The transcript is spliced from 11 exons. The record is from RefSeq and is a predicted model, not a curated record.